This is a messenger RNA of Cladophialophora psammophila CBS 110553, 1974 nucleotides long. RefSeq lists its product as uncharacterized. Lineage: Eukaryota; Fungi; Ascomycota; Eurotiomycetes; Chaetothyriales; Herpotrichiellaceae. The coding region runs from base 1 to 1974 and encodes 657 amino acids. The transcript has a single exon. The record is from RefSeq and is a predicted model, not a curated record.
AUGGCCACCACUCUCGUGUAUCAGCAUUCCCUGGUGGUCGACAUCGCCCAUCAGCUCUAUCAAAGGUCUAUGUCCAAGGAUAAGCGUUCACCAGAUCAGCCGGCACCCUUCAAGGGCGAAUUCUCCUUCGUCAACAAGGAUGCUGGCAACAUUGACUCCAAAGAUCACAAUGCCGCUGUAUCCUGGCAUGUGAUGAACCGCUACGAGCGAUGGAAGAAGCAGGAGCAAGCGAAAAAGCUACGAGCUUCUGCCAAUGUUCCCGUGGGGCCACUCUCCCCUCCUUCACAACAGCCACAACAGUCGCAAACCCCGCUGCCGACGGCGCAGCAGCUGCUGCUGCAAUCGCACCCGCAACCACAGUCUGUACGUCAAGUUUCAUUUGAGAAUCCUAACAAGAGGGCCCGGUUGACACGCACCACGCAGUCCAGAGCUAUUACCCUGGCCACUCCGUUCGGGUUUGACCCAUGGAUGACCGAGCAGCCCCUUCAGCUUGGCUAUCCAGGAAUCAGCUCUGGUCAGGCGUCAAGUAGCGGACUGCAAACGUCGACUACGUCGACGCCGUCCACGCACUCGAGCAUGAUUGAAGAUGAUCUUGGGUCAGUGCUGAGCUCUAUCACCAAGCCACUGAACUCGAGUGCAAGCCCAUUCGAAGCAGCUUCCCUAGCCAUGACUCCACUGGUGAACAACCUCAUAGGCUUCGCAUACGAAGUCUUCAUCCCUCAAAGCUGGCCCAGGGAAUCAGACAAGGACGAGGGUUCAUACGAGGUCGCCAGGAGCUGGGAGGAUGCAGCUCUAAUCAACCAGGAUGUUUGCUAUGCCAAUGCGUAUCUGAGCCUUCUUGCAGCUGCGAUGGGCGUACUGACUGAAGAUGAAAGUCUGGCAUAUCAAUCCCGAUAUUUUCAGGGGCAGGCUAUGGCAGAGUUGAGGCAGCGGGUGGCUCGGCCUGGCUCGCAGGAUCUGGCAACCCUCAAAGCCAUUCUGAAGCUCUUCUCGUCCGAAACUCUAGUUGACAACACCUCGGUGGCACGCAUGCAUCUCAAAAUGCUGCGGAAUCUCGUCAACGCAGCCGGCGGAGUGAUUUUGAUGGAUGCGUGGUUUCGCGAGGACCUUCUCUCCUGCGAUUGCUACUUUGCACUCAAGUAUGAAACUCGCCCCCUUUUUCCCGCCUCGGAAUGGACACCCGGGCCCCUAAGUCAGCCAUGGAAGGCGCGGUUGCUAUCGGCAGGGGUUUUCGGAGAUCACGCCGCCACGAUCGAUCCGCUGGUCGAGCAUCCUAUCAUGAAAGCGGUGAUUACUGACUUGCGAGAACUUUUCAAAGCGCAAGAGUACACCCAAAUCCAUGAUGUCCCGAGCGACGACCAGCUGCUGAGAUGGAAACAACUACGCAAGUUCGACUGCAUCUCCCGUCUAGCAGAUCACUACGUGAAUGUAGCGAUAUACCCUCACCUGUUCCAGCGACCACUGACCCAGGCUUAUAUGUGCAUUGCGAUGGCGUUGAUGACUGCCAUGGUCUUGGGUUCUCCGGAACCGGUGCGAUUUGGGCUCAAGCUCAUUACUGACCUGCGCAGGAAGCUCACCGACAGCGCGUCAGAGGAUAACGCUACGCAGUUCCGCCGGCUUCGACUGUGGGCACUGUACGUGGGAUCUUUGGCGGAAAGGGUGCACCCCGUCAGCAGCGCUGCGGACGAGGGGUGGUUCCACGAAGAGUAUCAGAGUCUAGCCAGCGGCAUGGGCGUGGCUGGGUGGGACGACACCAAGAAAGUGGUUAGGCAAUUCCUGUUCUCGGACAAACUUCAUCAAGAGAUCGAAUCUGGGAGAGCCCAUCGGAUGGUCGAUGCCAGGCAAGGACUUUACUCUGCGUCUGGCUGCAGCUGGCGAGAGCCAUGGUCAGACACGAAUCUGGUCGGCCCGGAAGCCGACGAGCAUGUUGGCGGGUCGGCGUCUGCAGGCAAACGGCGAGCAGACGCUGAUUAA